Seminavis robusta is the source of this 372-nucleotide messenger RNA. The record is from the annotation of a GenBank genome assembly. Lineage: Eukaryota; Bacillariophyta; Bacillariophyceae; Naviculales; Naviculaceae.
AUGCUCACCACCGCCACCUCCGAUAUUGUUUCAAAUCCAAUCAUCAACGAAUCUGACAGCACCAUUGCCGAGUUGGAGAAGGCUCUCAUGGAUCUUGACAACAUGAUUACGCCUCUCCAAACCAAGACACAGAAGAAACUCAACAAGAUUGAGGAGGAGAUUACUAACUGCAACUUUUUGAUCGAUUCUGGAUUGGGAUCCAAGAAGGAUCAAGCAGAGCUCCGCAAGACCAAGAAGUCGCUUCGCAGUCGCCGUGUCAAGCUCUGGGAUGAAAUGAAGGCUCUUCCUGCAUUGGAGGAGGAACGCGAGGAUCUGGUCACCCAACUCAAGGAACUUCGCCGUCGCUACGGAAUCCUUGAUGAUGACAUCUGA